Molecule: messenger RNA, 480 nt
Organism: Thyridium curvatum
Lineage: Eukaryota; Fungi; Ascomycota; Sordariomycetes; Thyridiales; Thyridiaceae
Exons: 2
Coding region: 1-480 (159 amino acids)
Source: RefSeq, a predicted model, not a curated record
AUGGCUCUGCAACUCUACAUUCCGAAUUGUAUAUCUAAGCCAGCUCAUCAUCUACAUUUCCCCCCUCUCAAAAAGCCUUUAAGAAUUCAAAUUGAGGGACCUACAGUAGCGAUCGAAAGGAUAUUACCGGAUACAUCCUGGCCUACAAGCACUCAAGUCAAUGUUUUCCCACAGCCAGCAGGCCUUCAACUUGCCAACUUGGCCUUUCACGUCAUCUAUGGGAAACAACCAGAGGUCGAUGACCUGGUGAUACGGGAUGAAUACCUAGGAUGGAUUCAGCAACAACCAUUAUGCGGUAUUGACUACUAUGGUGUGACGUUUGAUCACCAUAUCCCUAGCGGAGACCUAGAUCCUGAAGUACUACAGAUCAAUAUCAUCGAGAUUGAAAACGAUACAGGAUGGUAUGCGAAAGAGUGGCUGCCUUUCGAAGUCGACCCUAGCGCCUUCAUCAAGCAGAAAGUCUUAGCUGUACCAAGAUGA